Messenger RNA from Grus americana (Whooping crane), 7453 nucleotides. RefSeq names its product BICD cargo adaptor 1 (gene BICD1). Gene Ontology annotation, cellular component: Golgi apparatus; cytosol. The transcript is spliced from 10 exons. Gene Ontology annotation, molecular function: dynein intermediate chain binding; dynein complex binding; cytoskeletal adaptor activity. NCBI's taxonomy places the organism in Eukaryota, Metazoa, Chordata, Aves, Gruiformes, Gruidae. Gene Ontology annotation, biological process: microtubule anchoring at microtubule organizing center; positive regulation of receptor-mediated endocytosis; regulation of microtubule cytoskeleton organization. The record is from RefSeq and is a predicted model, not a curated record. The coding region runs from base 1305 to 4103 and encodes 932 amino acids.
AUAUGGGAGAUUAUGACAUUGAUCCAGGAUGAACUCACUCUUCCAAUUCAAAUAUGCAAAAUGCCCCUAAUCCAGCGUGUUAACUUUUUAUUGGCAGGCUUUGCAUGCGAUCAGUUACUGUCUGUCUGCACCACUCUGGUUUUAUGCUGGGCAAGUAGCAUCUGUCUUUCUGCAGCCAGCAUAAAGCCAGCAUAAAACUGACAUCAGGUCCUCCGGUUAAUUUGACAGAGAAACAAUGGUGUGACCGCAUCUGAUCUGAAUCAGUUUUGUCCUGCUGUCUAAUCAGCAGCGCAGAGAACUUGCGCUAACGGUGAUGGAAGUCAGGCCUCGGUGAAUGCCCCGGUCCCGCUGCUGUUUCCCGUCCAGGUUUCCUUGCCCAUUCCCAUGUACAUUCACCAGGCACAGGGAAGAGAGCGGGCACCUCUUCCUUCCCACUGUCCCGAAAUGGCAGGGCAAUACUUGAGGCUGUCCUCCUGCUCCCGCAGUUUACUGGACUGCAUCUCCCUUUCUAUUUUUACCAGCCCCGCCGCUAACGUGGCCAUCGCUGCGACACGCCGAGAAAAACCAAGAGGCGCUAAAAUUGCACCAGGGCCGGCCAGCCCCGCUCCGCUGCCAGGGGCGCAGCGCAGGGGACGCGGGCGGUGGCAGAAGCAGCCCCGCACACGCAGCACCGCGGCAGCGAGCACAAGAUGACAUCCCGGCGGGAGGCGCACCGGGCUGCGGCUGCGUCCACCGCUCCGGGUGCCUCUGCCCGUGCCCCCCGCGCUUUAAUGCUGCUCUCCCUCUCCCCCGGCGGGGAAUGCCAAACCUGAGGACGCUGUCAUCUUAAAGAGCGCAGGGGAGGGACCGUGUGGAAGGGAGGCGGAGGUGCCGGCUCCCUGGGAAGAGGCGGGCGCCAGCAGCAGCAUCUCACCGGGAGCCGCCGCACCAAGGCGCGCUCCCGGUCGCCCCACUCGCCGCCCCGGCCUCCAGCGCGCCGCCGUCUCCCCGGCCAGCGAGGGCCCGCCCGGCCCAGGCGCCCCCGCCGCCGUCAGCCGGAGCCGCCGCAGGGCCGGGGGAGGCGAGCGCGGCCUCGCCGCCUCCCGGGCGGCUGGGGGCGGGGGCGGGGGGGGGGGCGCGGCUGCGGCGGGGCGGCCCGGCCCGCCUCCGCGCUCGGCGGCGGCUGCCGCAGGCGGCCCCGGCCCCCCAUCCCCAGGCCCAGGCCGGCGGCGGCAGGGACGGUGCCGGUGCCGGUGCCGCCCCUCGGCCGCGCCCGCCCCCUGGCUGCCUCGGCGGCGCGGCGGCGCGGCAGUGCCGGCGGGGCUAUGGCUGCGGAGGAGGUGCUGCAGGGCGCGGACCAUUACAAGAGCGAGAUCGAGCGGCUGACCCGGGAGCUCUCCGAGACGACCCACGAGAAGAUCCAGGCGGCGGAGUAUGGGCUGGUGGUGCUGGAGGAGAAGCUCACCCUCAAGCAGCAGUACGAUGAGCUGGAGGCGGAGUAUGACGGCCUCAAGCAGGAGCUGGAGCAGCUGAAGGAGGCUUUUGGACAGUCCUUCUCGAUUCACCGCAAAGUGGCUGAAGAUGGUGAAACACGCGAAGAGACUCUCCUCCAGGAGUCUGCAUCAAAAGAAGCUUAUUACCUCGGGAAGAUUUUGGAGAUGCAGAACGAGCUGAAGCAGAGCAGGGCAGUGGUCACCAACGUUCAGGCAGAGAAUGAGAGACUCACUGCUAUUGUCCAAGACUUGAAAGAGAAUAACGAAAUGGUGGAACUACAGAGGAUACGAAUGAAAGAUGAAAUUCGAGAGUACAAGUUUCGAGAGGCGAGGCUCCUACAGGACUACACUGAGCUUGAAGAAGAAAACAUCACUUUACAGAAACUGGUGUCCACGCUGAAACAGAAUCAAGUUGAAUAUGAAGGCUUAAAGCAUGAGAUUAAACGAUUUGAGGAGGAGACAGUGUUGCUUAAUAGUCAGCUAGAAGAUGCCAUCCGGCUGAAGGAGAUUGCUGAGCAUCAGCUGGAGGAAGCUCUGGAAACUUUAAAAAAUGAAAGAGAGCAAAAGAACAAUCUGAGGAAGGAACUCUCCCAGUAUAUCAACCUCAAUGAUAGUAUGUAUAAUAACCAUAUUAAUAUAUCAGUAGAUGGAUUGAAGUUUGCAGAGGACGGGAGCGAGCCCAACAAUGACGACAAAAUGAAUGGACAUAUCCACGGGCCUCUCGUGAAACUCAACGGUGACUACCGAACUCCCACGAGUAGGAAAGGAGAAUCUCUGCACCCUGUCUCUGACCUCUUCAGUGAGCUCAACAUAUCAGAAAUACAGAAACUGAAGCAACAACUCAUGCAGGUGGAGAGGGAGAAGGCCAUUCUCCUGGCCAACCUGCAGGAGUCUCAGACACAGCUGGAGCACACCAAGGGAGCCCUGACCGAGCAACACGAGCGAGUCCACAGGCUCACGGAGCACGUCAACGCCAUGAGGGGACUGCAGAGCAACAAGGAGCUGAAAGCUGAGCUUGACUGUGAGAAGGGCCGAGACACUGGCGAGGAAGCACACGACUAUGAAGUGGACAUCAAUGGCUUGGAGAUCCUAGAAUGUAAAUACAAAGUAGCUGUUACUGAGGUGAUAGACCUUAAAGCAGAAAUCAAAGCCUUAAAGGAGAAAUAUAAUAAAUACGUGGAAAACUACACUGAAGAGAAGGCCAAGUAUGAGAGCAGAAUCCAGACGUAUGAUGAACAGGUGACAAACCUGGAGAAGUCGACCAAGGAAAGCCAGGAAAAAAUGGUCCACAUGGAAAAGGAAUUGCAAAGGAUGACAAGCAUAGCAAAUGAAAACCAUAAUACCCUCAACACCGCCCAGGACGAGCUGGUGACGUUUAGCGAGGAGCUUGCUCAGCUCUACCAUCACGUCUGCCUGUGCAACAACGAGACACCAAACAGGGUCAUGUUGGACUAUUACAGGCAAAGCAGAGUCACCCGCAGCGGGAGCCUGAAAGGACCAGAUGACCCUCGAGGUCUCCUUUCCCCGCGGCUCGCCAGAAGGGGGGUGGCGUCACCCGUAGAAGCCAGGACCCCGACUGAGCAGGUGACGAAAGAGGCCACGGAGCCUGGCAAGGAACAGAGCCCGACGAAAACACCUACCAUUUCUCCUGUCAUCACAGCCCCUCCUUCCUCCCCCGUCUCCGAUACCAGUGACAUCCGCAAAGAGCCGAUGAACAUCUACAACCUCAAUGCCAUAAUAAGGGACCAAAUCAAGCACUUGCAGAAGGCUGUCGAUCGGUCGCUGCAGCUGUCACGCCAGCGUGCUGCAGCUCGGGAGCUGGCACCCAUGAUCGACAAAGACAAGGAGGCCUUAAUGGAAGAGAUACUGAAACUGAAAUCACUCCUGAGUACGAAGCGGGAGCAGAUCGCUACUCUGAGAGCAGUGCUGAAAGCCAACAAGCAGACAGCUGAAGUGGCACUAGCCAAUUUGAAGAAUAAAUACGAAAAUGAAAAAGCAAUGGUGACUGAAACCAUGACCAAACUACGGAAUGAAUUAAAGGCUUUGAAGGAAGAUGCAGCAACCUUCUCAUCCUUGAGAGCAAUGUUUGCAACCAGGUGUGAUGAGUACGUCACACAGCUGGAUGAGAUGCAGAGGCAGCUAGCAGCUGCGGAGGAUGAGAAGAAGACCCUAAACUCUCUGUUGCGCAUGGCUAUCCAGCAAAAACUUGCCCUUACCCAGCGACUGGAGGAUUUAGAGUUCGACCACGAGCAGUCCCGACGCAGCAAAGGCAAGCUUGGAAAGAGCAAGAUCGGCAGCCCUAAAAGCCAUCCCAGGACUUCAGGGACCUACCUCCAGAAAUUAUUAAGAGCCCCCCCUCAUCCCGCCUCCACAGAAUCAUAUCUUCUGAGGGGCCCCCCUUCUAGGAGUGAAUUCAUCCAUGGGCACCGUCUCAGCAAGGAAAAAAGGUUAACCGUGGCCACACCAGAUUGUCAGCAGCCUGCUGCCUCCAUACCGCCACACGGCUCACAACUAGCCAGGGGGCCAGAUUGCCAGACUGUCAGUCCUAAUGCUCUUCCAGAAGAGCAGCCACAUUCCAGCUCUCAGUGUGCCCCUCUCAACUGUCUCUCUAAACCUCCUCCUUACCCCUAAUCUUCACACGCAACGUAAGAGAAAACGCAAACAGAGUGGAGUUCACGCAACAAAGGUUGGGGUUGUUCCCAGCAAGCAGGUGGGCGGUCCUGCCUUGCUGCUGCAUUGACAAGCCUGGAUUCGUAUCCCCUGCUCUGGCGACUGAGGGAAGGUUGAGAAGAAGAACACAAAGCACAGAGCCCAACCUAUCAAGAAGACUUUUUAUGGUUCCUCUGAUUGUAUUCAAACUUUGCUAUCACAACUAAAGUGUAGUGAAAUUUAACAUCUCGACAAAAAUGUUCCUCCCAGCUGCUUGGCUUUACCUCUGAAAUAAUGAGAGACUUAAGCCAAUAUUAAAAAAAGUAUGUUACAAAAAUCCUACCCUCACAUCCUCUAAGUUCAGCCAUAGGAACCAGUUCAAAUUUCCUUUUGUCAUUAAGGGUGUGAUAUUUAUUUCUUACUUUAUUUGCACCAGAAUUUUGUGUUUAUAAAAUACGGUCUUUUUUUUUCUUUUGAGAGUUGUAUUUAAUUGAUUUUAUUUUUUAAAAACAAGCAGAAAUAGCUUACGUGAAGAAUGACCAUGUUAAUAUUAAAAAAAAGCUUGUUGCAUUGGUCAGCAUAUGGCCAAUUUUUAUUGCACAAAAAUGUUGGAAAUGGGUUGAAUUGGAAUGUUAACAAUGACUGUAUAUUUUGCUGCUGCACUGAUAUUGUUUAUGCACUUGGGUUUUUUUAAUUCCUAUUACACUAGCUUCUGGUUUUGUUCUAGCUCUUCACUGAAAGAUAAUUAUUAAGCCUAAGAAGGAGAUGAAAGGAUGAUGUAUUGAUUUGUUUUCAGUUGUUUGCUUGCGUUGUAAUUAUAUUUUUGCGUUUCAGACAAGUAGAUGAAUUGGUGCUGUUUUUUGGGGUUACUUUCUAUUUGGUACCUGAGAAAGAAAAUCUAAACCAAGUAAAAUGUUGUGUGCUAAUUAAAAACAUUCUCUCCUCCCGCUCCCAUAUUCAGGAUACUAGUUCGAGGCCUUACUGUGAAAGGCUAGUGUGAAUGGCGGAGUCGUAUGCAUUUCGAGUGAAGUAUUCUGUGGUGAAAGAACUCAUGCAGGUAGGGUUAAUGGUGUGGAUCAAAGUUAGUAGGACUUUACUGUAGUGCAUUUUUUCCUUGCCAAAAAUCAACAGACACAGAACCUUAGCUCAUGUCAGUUUAUGACAAAUACUCAGGUGAUCUACGCUACGCAGACUCUAUCGCAACAGUGCACGGUGUUCCUAGUUAAAGAUUCUUUCCUGCAAAAGCUGAGUACGUCUGGGGUUUUUUUCUUAAAAAGUAGUGAGUCUCAGAACAGAAUCAAGGAUAGAGGAAUUUAUUUUGCACAGUACCUGACAGCAAGGCAAGCGGCUAAGUAGGGGGUCGUGGUUCAGCAUCGAUGGGCAUCCUGUCUGGUCAUCAGCGCGAAAAAAAGUCUGCAGUACUGCCUGCCUGCCUACUUGCUGGUAACUAGCAGACUCCUUGCUUUGUCAGGUGGCCUUAAUUUUAUUUACAGAGGAAAGGCUUAGAUAUUUCCACAUGUCCUUAUUCCUUCUCUGCAGCAUAUGUGUGACCGAGAAGCGGGAAACAGAGAACAGCCUAAGGUACAGAGCAGCUGGGGGAAAAAGAUUGCUGCAGGGGUGGUUGGAAUAAUUCUUUCAUUUUCUGCCUGACUCUGAGAAAAUGAAGUCAGUCUUCUGUUAGUGCUUACCAAAUGUUCCGACACACAAAACAUCAGCAGAGGAAAGAAUCGGUGACCACUCAGUGUGCCUAACAAAUCAUUAUUACCAUAGUACCAGUAAUGAAGGUGCUGUAAAUAGAAAUACUCUAUGUCAUCAACAACGUAUGUCAUGUAACCUUGGCAAAGCAGCUGAGCUAUUGUAACAAAACAUUCAGAGUCAGAGGUGGAGAAAAUAGGAACAAACUGAUAUCCAAUUCUGAUCAGAUCAAACAGACAACACUCGGCAGUGUUUCGACUUCGGUUUCCAUGUGGUUCGUGUGAUUCUUCUCGUAUACAUUUACAUCGCUAUUCAGUAUCAUACUUAACCUACGUGUUGUCUUCUCAUAGAAAACUCAAGUGAAACCUUGUUCAGCUCUAUCAUAAUGUCUGACACUGAGAUGGGCUGCUAUUUUGAUUUUUAUUUUUAGAAAAAACCAACAUUUUGUCUGAGGCAAAUGCCACCUUCAAAAAGCGUCUCGGAAUUCCUGACCAGACUGGUGUAUGAAUAUUGUGCAGUGGCCACGUUUGCGUCCAACAAAGACGGCUACUGUAUAUUGUGAACAAGACAAAGAAUUUGCAUUGCACUUUGAAUACAGUUACUGCAGGCUGCACUUGGAAUAGUUUUUCCUAUUUUCAUAUCCAAAUCAAACGCAUUUUCCCUGGAUUUAAGUUAGAUUAAGCAGAAAUUCAGUGAAAUAAAUUUCCUUUCUAUACAGAUACAAAUUUAUUGGAAAAAAUGUUGUAUCGGAACAGUUGUUUAGGAAUGUGUUUGUUUCCAGUUGUGAUUUGCAGAGCAGCUUUGGGAAAUUGAAACAUCGUACUGGUACGUCCACGUGGAUUAAGAGUUACGAAACAGCAUCCAAUGGUAUAGAAACUGUGGCCCCGUUUUAUAGAAAUAAAUGGGUUUAUUAAAUUUUUUAUUCUCUUAAGCUUUAAAUUCUUCAUUUCUAAGUUUUCAAUUUACAUUUUUAAUAUGUAAUAAAACUUAAGUGUCGGAAACGUAAGAGAACUAGAAACAAACCAACUUAAAUGUAUAAAUGGCUGUAGUUAUUGCACUGUAAGUUAUAAAACUGUGUAGGUUCCUGGGACAACUUUUGUCAGUUAACCAGUACAAAAUAAAAUAUAUAUCUUGAACUUGAGAUGAUAAACUCUUCUUUAUUACAUAGUGAUUGAUAACAUACUACUUUGUGAGAGAUUUUGUAGGAAAUAUUUACAUGCAGACAAAACCAGAAACAAAAGCCUGAUUUUUUAAUGGAUGCAAAAUAUUAUGUCUUGCCCAUUUAAAAUUAAAUUAUGGUGUGUUGAUACCUAUUCUGAUUUUUAAAGAUUAAGAAAAAAACUAUACAUAAAUUUGUAACUAAUGGUUGAGUAUACUCAGAAAUGUUGAAAUGUGCCCUAUACAGUAAGGAAGCGAUUCAAAUCCUGCUCUGACUUUUGUAUCUGAAAUGCAGCUUUUGUUCUCUGUGAUGGCCUUGAAAUUUCUUUGGAUUUGGAAUAGCCUAUUCAGUUCUGGGGCAUUUUGGUUUGGGUUUUAUUUUCUGAUGUAGUGAAAAAAUAUUCCUUGUUCAGUGAAAUGAUCUACUUCUGGAAAUCCAGUUUAUAGGAAAUAUGUGGAAAGAAAAGAAAUGAUUUCAA